Messenger RNA from Miscanthus lutarioriparius, 2646 nucleotides. The record is from the annotation of a GenBank genome assembly. Lineage: Eukaryota; Viridiplantae; Streptophyta; Magnoliopsida; Poales; Poaceae.
AUGGAAGCGGCGGGCAACGGCCGCAGGGAGGCGGCGCUGGGCGCCCUCGCCGUGCUCCCCGACGAGGUGCUCUGCGCCGUCGUCGACCUCCUCCCGCCCGCCGACAUCGGACGCCUCGCGUGCGUUAGCAGUGUCAUGUACAUACUUUGUAAUGAAGAACCUCUCUGGAUGAUCAAAUGUCUUUCAAUUGGGGGUCCUCUUGAAUACAAAGGUUCUUGGAAGAAGACGGCAUUAUGCAGGCUUGGUCUAUGUUCAGAAAACAAGGAGAUUUGGCAGAAGCCUCGUCAGUUCGAUGGAUUCAAUUCUUUGUAUCUAUACAGGAGAUGGUAUAGAUGUUUUACUACUCUGAGUAGUUUUUCCUUUGACGAUGGACAUGUGGAAAGGAAAGAUGACCUUUUAUUGGAUCAAUUUCGUUCUCAGUAUGAUGGAAAAGGCCCAGUUUUGCUUAUGAAGUUGGCUGAAACCUGGCCUGCGAGGACAAAAUGGACACUGCAGCAACUGACAAAGGAUUUUGGUGAAGUUCCAUUCAGGAUAUCUCAAAGAAGUCCUCAGAAGAUAACAAUGAAACUAAAGGAUUAUGUUUCUUACAUGGAACUCCAGCAUGAUGAAGAUCCUCUAUACAUAUUUGAUGAUAAGUUUGGAGAAUCAGCACCAACGUUACUUGAAGAUUAUAGUGUCCCUCAUUUAUUCCAAGAAGAUUUUUUUGAUAUCUUGGAGUAUGACCAAAGACCAGCAUUCAGAUGGCUUAUUAUUGGACCAGAGAGAUCAGGUGCUUCUUGGCAUGUUGAUCCAGGACUGACGAGUGCAUGGAAUACUCUUCUUUGUGGCCGAAAAAGAUGGGCAUUGUACCCUCCAGGAAGAGUGCCUGGUGGUGUCACAGUACAUGUAAAUGAUGAAGAUGGUGAUGUUGACAUUGAAACUCCGACGUCAUUGCAGUGGUGGCUUGAUAUCUAUCCACACCUUCCUGAACAAGAGAAGCCAUUACACAAAGGAGUUUGCCGUGCUGGCUUACUUGCUGUUCCAGGAAAAUUCAUUAAAGAUAAUGAAAAUCAUCCAUCUGUCACAAUGAGUGGAUGGAACCACCCUGAUAUGAGUCGUAAGGAAAAAAGGCUUAAAGGUUCUGAACCACUAAGAACCUCAAAUAGCAUAAAUCAUUGUUCUGCAUUUGAGCUCUCAGGUGUUCAGGAGAGUUUGGAGAAUCAAGAUUUCUCUUAUGAUAUUGAUUUCUUGUCACAAUUCCUUGAGAAAGAAAGGGAUCAUUAUUCUUCUCUCUGGAGUCCAACUAAUUCAAUAGGGCAGAGAGAAGCAAGAGAAUGGCUGCGCAGGCUUUGGGUUCUUAAACCUGAACUGAGAGAACUAAUAUGGAAGGGUGCAUGCCUUGCAAUAAAUGUUGACAAAUGGUAUUCAUGCUUAGAGGAGAUAUGUGCAUGCCAUAGUUUACCACCACCCACAGAGGAUGAGAAGCUUCCUGUUGGCACUGGUAGCAACCCAGUCUUCAUUGUCUCGGGCAAUGUGAUUAAAAUAUAUGCUGAAGGAGGAUUAGUUUAUGCUGUCCAUGGUUUGGGCACAGAGCUUGAGUUUUAUGAUCUCCUGCAAAAAAGUGGUUCACCUUUGAUCAAUCACAUUCCUGAGAUAAUUGCUAGUGGCUUCCUUGAGUAUAAGGAUGAUAUCUACAGGACGGUUCCAUGGAAUGGAAAAGGAAUACCAGAAAUUUUGGUUAAACACUACCCGUUGGAGCUGAUGUUUCAGACAGACCAAUUUGGCCUUACAUGGUUACGAGAAAGUGCAAAGGAGAUAUUUUUGCUCGCAUCCGUGGAUAUGCUGUCAAAGACUGAUAUUCUUCAUCUUGCAUCAUCCUUGGGAGUUCAAAUGCGAAACAUACAUCUAUUAUCCCUGCCACCUGUGGAGCAUGUAUCUGAAUCUGGGAACAAUGAUGUGAAAGAAGUGGUAGGAACAUGUGAUGAUGCCACGGUCCUACCUGAAUGGCAGCAACUAGUCUAUACUCUAAAUAGGAGAAAGCAAAAUGUAAAGAAGCACCUAGCUAACUGGGGGAACUCUGUUCCACAAGUUCUAGUAGAAAAAGCUGAAGAAUAUCUCCCUCCCAAUAUGGGCUUCCUCUUCAAGUUUGUUAAGGAUGAUGGUGACUUGGUGUACCCAUGCCCCUCUUGGAUACAUUCAGAUAUAAUGGAUGAUAACAUUCUUAUUGAGGGGAUCACAAAAUUGAAUUCUUCUGGUGAGAGGGAAAGAGUUUAUGAAGCAGAUCAGGAAAAAAUGAAUGCAAUUCACAUCAUUGAUUUCAGUGAUCUGUCCAUCGGGGAUCCUAUAUGUGACAUAAUUCCGCUGCACUUGGAUAUUUUCCGGGGUGAUACUGACCUUCUCAAGGAAUUCCUAUGGAGCUAUCAACUUCCCCUUCUGAGGGGGGAAUCAGUUACUGAUGUCUACAAAUUAGUGCGAAAUUCGAAGUUCAGCAGGGCAUCAUAUCGCGCAAUGUGCUACUGUAUACUACACGAGGACAAUGUCUUGGGAGCUAUAUUCGGCUUGUGGAAGGAGCUGAGGGCUGCAACGUCCUGGGAGGACGUUGAAAACUUGGUCUGGGGAGAGCUGAAUCGGUACCAGGAAUCAUGGACUCUAGUUCGCUCAGCAUAA